ACAAUUAGAAGGAGAGAAAACUCUUAAUUAUUACGAUAUAACUAAAGGAUGCACUUUACAUUUAGUUUUGAAUCUUCUUGGUGGCGGAAAUGUUGUAAGUUUUUUGAGUACAAAUUUUUUAGAACCGAGCUUUGAUUACGAUUUUACAAAUAUUGAUGACAAAAACGCGACAUUUACUCGUGGAAAUGUAUUAUAUCAAAGACCGUGUGGAUGGAGACGUUUUGCCCUAAAGGUUUCUGGAAAAUACGAUAAUGGUAAUGAUGGAUGGCUUGGUACUGAUGCAAACGCCUGGCCUGUAUCAUACCAUGGUACCAGUAAAAAUAAUUCAAAGUCGAUUUCAGAAGAAGGGUUUUUAUUAAGUAAAGGAUUGCAUUUUGCUUAUGGACAUGGCAUUUAUUCAUCACCUGAAAUGGGUGUUGCUCAACGAUUUGCUAAAGAAUUUGAGUACGAUGGAGAUAAAUAUUUGGUAGUUAUCCAAAAUCGUGUGAAUCCCGUUGAUUUGCAGAAAAUUCCGAAGGAUAGAACAAAA
Molecule: messenger RNA, 529 nt
Organism: Racocetra fulgida
Lineage: Eukaryota; Fungi; Glomeromycota; Glomeromycetes; Diversisporales; Gigasporaceae
Source: the annotation of a GenBank genome assembly